AAGCGCCACGGCCUCUUUCUGCCCGCGCCGGCCUGAAGGGACGGACGGGACCGGGCCGAGGCCUCCGCGCAUCCGCCGCCAUCCCGCCGCUCCCGCCGGGCUCCGCCGCCGCCAUCCGCCGCCAUGACGGAGCAGAUGACCCUGCGCGGCACCCUGAAGGGCCACAACGGCUGGGUGACGCAGAUCGCCACCACGCCGCAGUUCCCCGACAUGAUCCUGUCGGCCUCGCGCGACAAGACCAUCAUCAUGUGGAAGCUGACCCGUGACGAGACCAACUACGGCAUCCCGCAGCGGGCGCUGCGCGGGCACUCGCACUUCGUCAGCGACGUGGUCAUCUCCUCCGACGGGCAGUUCGCCCUGUCCGGCUCCUGGGACGGCACGCUGCGCCUCUGGGACCUCACCACGGGCACCACCACGCGGCGCUUCGUGGGGCACACCAAGGACGUGCUGAGCGUGGCCUUCUCCUCCGACAACCGCCAGAUCGUCUCGGGCUCCCGGGACAAAACCAUCAAGCUCUGGAACACGCUGGGGGUCUGCAAGUACACCGUGCAGGACGAGAGCCACUCGGAGUGGGUGUCGUGCGUGCGCUUCUCCCCCAACAGCAGCAACCCCAUCAUCGUCUCCUGCGGCUGGGACAAGCUGGUCAAGGUGUGGAACCUGGCCAACUGCAAGCUGAAGACGAACCACAUCGGGCACACGGGCUACCUGAACACUGUCACCGUGUCCCCCGACGGCUCCCUGUGCGCCUCCGGCGGCAAGGACGGGCAGGCCAUGCUGUGGGACCUGAACGAGGGCAAGCACCUGUACACGCUGGACGGGGGGGACGUGAUCAACGCGCUCUGCUUCAGCCCCAACCGCUACUGGCUGUGCGCCGCCACCGGGCCCAGCAUCAAAAUAUGGGACCUGGAAGGGAAGAUCAUCGUGGACGAGCUGAAGCAGGAGGUGAUCAGCACCAGCAGCAAAGCGGAGCCGCCCCAGUGCACCUCGCUGGCCUGGUCAGCAGAUGGGCAGACUCUCUUCGCCGGCUACACGGACAACCUGGUGCGGGUGUGGCAGGUGACCAUCGGCACCCGCUGAGCCCCGCCCCCGCGCGGGUCUCCCCAAAAGUCAAUAAAAACAAUAAAAACCAACCAAAAACAACCAAAA
Molecule: messenger RNA, 1146 nt
Organism: Haemorhous mexicanus (house finch)
Lineage: Eukaryota; Metazoa; Chordata; Aves; Passeriformes; Fringillidae
Gene: RACK1
Product: receptor for activated C kinase 1
Exons: 8
Coding region: 124-1077 (317 amino acids)
Biological process (GO): positive regulation of protein phosphorylation; rescue of stalled cytosolic ribosome
Cellular component (GO): nucleus; cytosol
Molecular function (GO): ribosome binding; protein kinase C binding; translation regulator activity
Source: RefSeq, a predicted model, not a curated record